This is a messenger RNA of Clonostachys byssicola, 1338 nucleotides long. The record is from the annotation of a GenBank genome assembly. Lineage: Eukaryota; Fungi; Ascomycota; Sordariomycetes; Hypocreales; Bionectriaceae.
AUGCUGUCCACUCUCCCCAACGAGCUGCGAUUCCUCAUUAUUUCCUGCCUCCGUCGAAAUGGAUGCAGCCUAGCGAGUCUCGCCGCAACUUCGUGCAUUUGGAGAGAUCUGAUUGAACCCCAAAACUUCGCCCACAUCACCUUGACUCCUUGCCGCCUCCCUAGGUUUAAGCUCAUCGCUCCUUGCAAACGACAUUUUAUCCGGGCCAUAUGGUUCCGCAUAGACCUAGAAGAUACGAGGAUUGAUGUCCGGAGGAUUGAUGUCUGGGAAACCAACUUGGAGCUCAUUGAAUCAGCAUUCCGGAGUUUGUUCUCGACGCUCAGUCUGUGGGACCCGAGCGACGGAGACCUCGCCCUCGACUUGAGUGUCUUUUCGCCUUGGGACACAAAGCCCUGCUUUGCCCACAUACCUCUCAAGCCUGAUCUAACGGACACUCAAUGCGACCACGAUCAAGAGCUAGGCCUGCCAGCUGGGAUAGUACAUAAUUUGGCGCCGACUGCUUCGCAGCUCAAGCGAGCGUUUGACCAAGUUCCGGCUCCCUUUACCGGCGGGAUGCCAUUCCCAUCGGUCCCGUGGUACUCAUUUGAUCUCGUGUCCUUAUUUUCGCAAAUGCCUCGACUCGAGCAGGUCCAUUAUGAGCCAUGGAGGGCGUGGAGUGCUGAGCAGCAGUUGUCAAUGGAUGAAGACUAUACCGCCAUAACAUGCGAGCACUUUACACCUGCCUUGCGGCGCCUCAUAGUUUCAGAAAACUUCAGCGAAAACUACAUGGCUAUUAUGCAAGCCUCAUCUCCUCGCGAACACCGGUGUCAGCUCUUAACCCAAACCUUCGCCCGCCAAAGUCUCCAGCUUGAGAUGCUUUCGGUAUCGUUUAUGGUUGAGGCCAGCAAUUUUUUCGACGAGUGCAAACCGUCCUGGACAUGGCCGGAUCUGACCUCACUUACCUUGACUUCACAGCUGUUGACGCCGUCGGCUGACGCUAAUAGUUUAUUUCGGAAAGCAGCAGAGGUAGCGAUGCAGAUGCCGCACCUAAAAACCAUGGAGAUAUGGAACGGAAGAGCUGGACUAGCAGGGAUGUUCCAAUAUCGCCUAGAGCCUGGUCUCAUCGUUUGGAAGGGUACAUGGAACUUGAAACUCGAGGAGUAUGCCAUCCAAGCCUGGCAGGCUGUCGCGUCGUUGCAUGGUGUCGAGCUGCAUGUUAAGCAGGAGAUGCUUGACGAGACCAAGAUGACUUGUGUGGGUAGUGCUGUGCAUCAUCUCGGUCACUCCGAGCGAGUUUUUCGUCCUGUGUCUUUACGACAGGUUCGAAUUCAUGAAUUCGAAGAAGUGAAAGGGUUAUAG